CCAGUGAGCUCUGGUGAAGCUUGUCUCUCCUGCACCAGACAGACAGAUGAGGUGGAAACACUGGGAGGACAGCAACAGGUUGGAGAGGUUUAACUUUCUGCAGAAUUGAUUUGACUAUUUGAGUUCUCUUUAAGAGUCUGGAAGAGAAAAACAAGGAGUUUAUGCAAGGUUAGUAAUUGGACAGAUGCACUGUGCAUAGUGGAAUUUUGUGCAAAAAGUUACUUGGCAUAUUUUUAGAGUUUUUUUGGUGAAGUAGAGCUUCUUCAAGCGUCCAGUGAAGCAUCACCACAGAGUUUACAAAACUGCUCUCCAGCAUGUUUCCCACGGCUUUCAUCCUCAUUGCGCUGUGCGUCUUCCCGCAUAUGGACACUUUUACGCACGGGUGCCAGCUGCCUUCUGAGUGGCGGCCGCUGAGCGAGGUCUGCCGGGCGGAGCUGGCGGAGAUCAUCGUGUACGCCCGGGUCCUCGCCAUCCACCGGGAGCCACUAGGAGGCGGUGCGGGCAGCCUGUACAACUCGCUGCCCUUCGGGUUCGGGUACGGGUACGAGGGCGCGGAGGAAGGGCUGCUGUACUCUGCAGAGGUGGAGCUGCUGUGCGAUCAGGCCUGGGGCAGCAUGCUGGAGGUGCCAUCGGGGUCAAGACUCAACCUGACCGGACUCGGGUACCUGUCCUGCCAGUCCCACACCGUGAUGGAGAACUACUCCUACUUCUUCUUCCUCAGGAUGGACGAGAACUACAACAUCCUCCCCCACGGCGUCAACUUCCAGGACGCCAUCUUCCCCGACACGUCCGACAACAGGCGCACGUUCUCCAGCCUCUUCCAGUUCUCCAACUGCACCCAAGGGAGCCAGCCUUUCCACACCUUCAGCCCCGAGUGGGACACCCAGGAGGACAGCAGGCUGCUGUGCUCCUCGGUGCAGGGAGCGCUGUUCGACGAGGAGGAACGAGGCCGCAAGAUACAGGAGCGCCUGGCUGCGUCGGAGAGGAGGAACCGGCAGCUGAAGGAGCGCGUUCGCAAAGUGAAACGCUCCCUGAGGAACGCCCGCAAGGCUACGCGCAAGGCCGAGCAGGAGGCUGCGGAGCUGCGAGAGAAGCUGAAAGCUGCGGAGCGGAGGAUGGGGCAUCACCUCAACGCCAUAACGCAGGAGGAGCCUCCGCCCGGGCGUUACGCAAGCACGACGGUACGCAGGAGAAUCCAGCUUUAACUAAUCCCGCCACCUGGACUGAAAACUGGCCGUGGAGAGCGAGAGACUGCUGGGCGGUCUCUAUGUGAGGGACAAAGAAAUAGCAACAUAUGAGUAAACACACUUUUAUAGUAAUAACCGACAUAGUUUUCUUGUAAAUAAACUUCUCUCUUUUGUA
This is a messenger RNA of Sebastes umbrosus (honeycomb rockfish), 1362 nucleotides long. RefSeq names its product coiled-coil domain containing 3a (gene ccdc3a). Gene Ontology annotation, cellular component: extracellular region. The record is from RefSeq and is a predicted model, not a curated record. The transcript is spliced from 4 exons. The coding region runs from base 315 to 1205 and encodes 296 amino acids. Gene Ontology annotation, biological process: negative regulation of gene expression. NCBI's taxonomy places the organism in Eukaryota, Metazoa, Chordata, Actinopteri, Perciformes, Sebastidae.